CAGGGAAAUUAGAAGUCAGUUAACAUAAGCGUAUACUCAGAGUGAGCAUUAGAGGGCUUUUCUAAACCACCCAAGUCUGCUGAAAUUGAAGACGCAGAAGAAAUCAGAUAGUCUGUAGGAAGUUUAGAUAUAAAACCAACAGUAAGAAAGCAUUUUCUCUUGGCAGACCGAUUAGCUGUGCUUAAGGCAGCAUGAAUCCUGUACUUAGUACCUUGUUGUUUUCAGUGCUUCUGCUGCUGACCCACAGAAUUCAGGAGCUGGUGGAGGCGUGCAGCUGUGCCCCUGCUCAUCCGCAGCAGCUCAUCUGCGAUUCUGCUUUAGUGAUUCGAGCAAAAAUAUCCAGUGAAAAGGUGGUUCCUGCCAGUGAUGAUCCUCUCGAUACCCACAAAAUGAUCCGGUAUGAAAUCAAACAAAUAAAGAUGUUUAAAGGAUUUGAAAAGCUCAAGGAUGUCCAGUAUGUCUAUACUCCCUUUGAUUCAUCACUCUGUGGAGUGAAACUAGAAGCAAACAACAAAAAACAGUACCUUUUGACAGGCCAGAUUUUAAAUGAUGGUAAAGUCUUCAUCCAUUUAUGCAACUACAUUGAACCAUGGGAUGAUUUAUCCUUGUCUCAAAAGAAGAGUCUUAAUCAGAGAUAUCAAAUGGGCUGUGGAUGCAAAAUUACUACCUGCUACAUGGUGCCCUGCUCAAUCACUGCACCAAAUGAGUGCCUCUGGACAGACUGGCUGAUAGAAAGAAAGCUAUACGGGCACCAAGCCAAGCAUUACGCCUGUAUCAAGAGAAGUGAUGGCACUUGCAGCUGGUACCGAGGUGGCCCUCCCCCAGAGAAAGAGUUUAUUGACAUCAGCGAACCUUAAAGUGAUCACUUCCUAAAAAGCCUUGGAGUCUAAUUCCAUCAAAAAUUGCACGCUCACAGCUUUGAACUGCUAUCGUCUAAUGUAUCCAUUGCUUAGAAACAAAACCAAAUUGACCUGUAAAGCUAAAGUAUGAGUCUUUGGAAUUGGCACUCAGGCAAGAAGAGGAACAAAUCUCCCUGGAGAUAGCUACUCCUUAAAUCCUGCUUUGUACAGAGAGGCUCAAACUGAGAAUGCUGCUCUGUGUUUCAUAAGGCAUAACAAGUUUCCUUUUUUUACCAAUAUGAAUGUAUGAGAACAUAAGAAUGGUCAGAAAUCUGUCCCUAUUUCUGCUAACCUAUAGAUCAAAAGAGCUCCACAUUUUAUUUCAAAUCAUUCUGAUGAACUAAUGAAUGUUUUAUAGAACUAUUUUUUUCCCAUUUGAAAGUCUUCUGAUACAAAAGAAUUAUUGUACAGUGUAUAUGUAAAAUAUUUUAACAAUCUGCUAUAAAAGAUUCAGAAAUCCCUGUUUUUUCCUUACCUUUUGAAACAAGUUGAACACUUCUGUGAUUAAAACAAUCUAUGCUCCACAUUUUGUUUGUUAAUUAUGUCACAGGUUUCUUUAAGUACCGAGUUGUAACAUUCAUUGAUAAUUAAGUUAAAACACAAAGUCGAUAAUCAAAAUCCCAAUAUCCAACUCAAUAUUCUACAAGGUAUAGCUAGUCCGUAGGAAAGUAAAGGCAGAUGUUCUAAUACUUCAGUAUUUAAUGGAAUCAACCCAAAUAACAACAGGUGAAAACUGCUUACACGUUUACAGAAACCUUGUCCAUCAUCACUGCAGCUGUAGUAAUUAAUAGUGCCUCUCUAAUUAUGUGACUAGAGCAAUUUAUUUCAGUGCUUUUAAAGCCUUGGCUUCAGAAACUCACAUAAAAGUAAAUGCAAAGAUAUUUAAUAACUUACACUGCAAGAGAUUUCUAAAAAGCUCUCAAAUAUUUGACCAUAUUUAAUUAUAAAUUAAAUUUACAUUAAUGAUUUUUCAUUCAUGAAUGCUCAUUGUAAUCUGUCAUAAUGAGUUUGGCAACUUGUGAACUUAUCCUAGAGUUACAACAGUUUGCCUUCAAUUUUUUUCAGGGCUUUAACUAUUAAGAAUUGAUUACAGUAGUUAAUAGCCAGUCUCUAUGUAAGUUUAUACAUAUAUAUAAGUUUACAAAAGCAUCUCAAUUCACAGUGGUAAAACUGCAGAAGUUAUCUCAUUCAGAGCCAAAGUUUAGACCGCUGUUCAAGUAGUGCUCGUGUUCUAGAAACUGGAUGAGAACCAUGAUCCAAGUUAUGGAUCCUAUGUUUUAAUCUAAUUUUCUUUAUUGGGUUUCUUGAAAAUCAUUCCAAUUUUGCCUAAGGAUUACUCUCUCAUAUUACUCACAUAGGAAUUUAGAACUGCAAACGUUGCAAAACCAACAGGAACACUCGGCAUUAUUCCUUUGAGGGAGAGUUGCCUAUGUCCCUUAGUAGGGACAUAAAUGUUGCCUGUCAUUUUUAUUUACAGUCCUAAAUUAAAACAUCAUACAUUUGUGUUGCCAAAUACAAUGCCAAAACUGUUUUCUGUUUUGCUGAAGACAAAAAAUUACCAGUUGGGCAGUUUUGGCCAUUGCCAUACAUGUGUGCACACAACUACUUACCUAAGGGAAAUAUGAAGGCCACUCUUCUUCCAACUGAUAUUACAAAGACAACAUUGGCAGUGCUAAUUGCUGCUAGUGCUUUGCAUUUAUAUUAACAGUUCACAGAUUGAAGAAAAGAAAAAACAGCAACAAAAAAGCCAGGCAUAAAUUCCUGCUGUCAAGCCAAAACAAUUCAUAGACAAGUCUGGGAAAGAACCUUGAUAACGAUACAAGGUCCAAAUCAAGCACAUGGCUAGUUAAUAUUUCACACAUGGACAGUACAGCAUUUGUUUUCCUGAAGUAUUUUGAUGUAAUGGUGCAUUUUGAAUAUCACAGCAGAAAACAGAUAUUUUCUGCUUUUAAAUGAAACAUAGUUCUGUUUCUUUUUCAGUUGUAUAGUAAGUAGACCUUAAACUGAACUAACCAAACUCUCAUUGUCUUCUUUGUAGACGCUGUAAAAAUAAAUGUUUUCUUCAGUAUUUAUGAACAAACUAUAACAUGAAUUGUAUGUUAUAAUGAGUUUUUAAAAUGUUUUAUAUUUGAUCUGCCAUAAACUAUCCAAUCUGAAGUGUUUCAAAAUUAUUGGCUGUCCAGUUUGAUUUCUGUCUGAACUCAAAUCUUGCCAAACUUCCCAUAAUGGAUGAUAAAACAGAUGUUGGUUUUUUUCAUAUCAAUAAAUAUUUCAAGAAAAGAUUUUAUGAAAACCAAACCCUCUCAAAAUGAUUUCUUAUUUUCCCUGAAAAACUGAUGAAGAUUAUGAAAAAGAUUAAGUAGUGCUGAUUUCUGGAUGUUACUUUCCUAGAUACAGAUUUAUUUUUUACAGCAGUGGCAUUUGUUAGGAAGGUCAGAGCAGAAAAUACAGCCUGGUACAACAUUCUAUUUUAAUUUGAAAAUGACUCAUGUGACUUACAAUUAGAGAAAAGAUCAGGUGGAUGCUGGAAAAAUAAAAUCCUUAAAUAUUGCUGGUGUUUUUUUUUUUUCUUUUGACUCAAUGUUUUGGUUAAGUUUUAUUAAAAUGCCCAGCAAUUACAGUGAAGAAUUUUUUUUCCUGAUAUAACAUAGGAGGUGGGAAUGUAGUGAAAUAAAGGGAACUAAUUACUGAGGAAAAGGCUGUAAAUAUGACUCAACUAGCAAUGAGUUCAGAAAGCUUUACAGCAUUUUGUAUAGUUCUAAUCAAUUUGAGAUGAAUGUUUCUGUUUCAAGAAGUGUUUCUUUAAAGCAGCUCCAGUUUUACACAAAAGAAUGGCAUCAUUGUUUAUUUACCUUUUACUGCUGCCUGAAGACUCAGUACAAACGAUCACCAGAGUAUGAAAGAAACAAAAAAAAACCAGAAGCACAACUGGCAUGCUCAGCCAAAAACUCAAUUCACAGAUCCACAGUUUUCCCCUGCUCUCCCCCUUGCUCCUCAGUGGGUUGAAGUGGAUGAAAGGAACUCUAGCUUGUGAUUUGGGGGAUAAGACAUGAAUGAAUGAGCACAAAAGGAACUACAAAAAGUUAAAACAGUAAAAAUCAAAUUCUGUAAAAGUAAAUGCAAACAAGGCAGGCCAUAAAUAGCGUUUAAAAGUAAAAAUUCAAAUAGCAUAUUAUUUCAAUUUAUUAACUAAGAAACUAACGAUAUCAGAAUUAUUUUACCACCUAUUCUAGAAAUCCAAAUAAAAAUGCUAUCUAAUGUGAUACUGACUGAUUAUUUUUCAAGUCACAAAGUUCCCAGAAUUUCAUCAGAAGGCAAAACCACACAAAUGAUCUUCAGCAUAAUUAUAUGUUACAACAUAUUUGAAUGACAUACAGCAAUGCAAUACUGAAGCAGAGAAUAAUUUCUCUAGAUUAAUAUUCAUUGCAUAAAAAAAUAUGUAAAAAAUUUACUCAAAUGUGGAGAGUAGAGGCAUUCAAAAGUUUGAAUAAAAGACAAAUGACUUAUCAGUUCUGACAUUAAUAAGCACCAUAGAGGAAAAAAAUACCCAAAGGGAAGGAGAAGGGAAAAAACAUCCCAACAUUUUUCAUACUCCGCUAAACAAGCAAAAUAUGUCAAAUGAAUGCAUAAACCUUUUUGGUGUUUUAUUACAAAAUUUCAAUUCAGUUAGUCGUUGAAAAAUAGUGUGAAUUGCCUCUAUCAAAUAGUGUUAUUGUGCUCUUGGUAUCUGUUGCAGUUUCUACUGAAUUAAAUAGCAGGCAUUACAUUCAGAGUUUCUUAGUAAAACUAAGAAAUACCUUAAAAGGUCUGUUUUUUCAAUAGGACAAUGACUAGUAGCUGAUAAAAUAAUGAAGUACAAUUACUUUUGUGUAGGAAAUCAUAGAAGAGCAUUAAUCUUGGCCAUUCUAAGAAUAAUAGUAGAUAUAAAAUGCAUAGCAUUAAAGAAAGAAAACAUAUUGCAAAACAAAAGAGGUGGUUCUACUUCUACUAUUAUUGAUGCAUCCCCAAGACAUAAAAAUAUACAUUUUAUGAAACUGGUUUUCCUGACAAAUCCAUCAACAGAAACAUCUUUCAAUUCCCAAAGUAUUGACUAUACAGAACUAGAUCUGCUACUCCAUAUCAGUAACAAUUCUCCUUUGACUCCACAAAGCUUCUGUGUAUACAUAUGCUACAUAGGUGUAGCAAUGGCUAUUUUCCUCAGUUUCUUAUACAAUAAAAGAGUAACAUCUGUCAGUCAAUAGUCCAAAGGACCAGAGAGGAGAACUGGAUAAGUCUGAAGUGCCAUCUAUGAUGAUGGAGUCUUAAUCAAUAUCAAAAUGGAAAAAGCAGUCACAGCUUGAGGACCUUAAAUAAACAGCUAACUAAUGCAUUUAUCAGGAUGUUGCAGUGGUACCUGAUGCACUCGAAUCUCAGCUGUGCAAUAGAUGGUGAAGGGCAAGAUCAGGAUUAUAUACUAAAAAUAUCUGAUGCCUCCAUACAACUUUAUACCCUCUCUCAAGGAAGAUAUUUCCCCAAGAAAAAAAUACACUCAGGAAAGAAUUUCUGUUUAGAAAACACAUGAAAAGAAUACAAAUGUGUCCUCCAGCAUAAGAUGUGUUUUCUUUAGGUUAUGUGGAUUCUGCAUAUGCAGGCACAAAAAUAAUCACAGUUGCAUGUUCAUCAGCAAGUUGGAAACUAUGCUUACAUCCUGCCAGACCAGUUUCAAGAAAACAGUCACACUGAUGCACCCUCUUCCAAUCUAUCUUCAAAAACAACUUGAGGACAAAGGAAACUACUUCCAUCUAAAGAUCGAAAAUUUGUAGGGUAAUUUUAUUUUAGGAAAAUGUUAAGUGAAGAUCACAAGUGUCACUUUAAUGAGUACCUUUAUAUGUGUAAAGGGCUGGAAAUCAAACAACAUCAGCUCAGGUACAUGAACACAUAAGUCACAAACACCCUAAUUUUAGGUAAGUUCAAAGUUCUACAGUUGUAGGCACAUCAUCUAGAUAAAUAAUGAACUCUUCAAACAUAUGUUAAAAAAUUAGUUUGAAGCAAAACAUAAAAGUAAUCCUUGCACUUUAAUAGUUGCUCUUUUUACAGCCAUUUAAUGUCUUGAAGUCUGAGGCUGAUGAGUUGAAAAAUUAGCCUUUAGAUCUGAAAAUCUUCAUUUAGCCACCACAAUGCUUUCAAGUGAUCACCACAUCUCAUCCCUCUGAAAGCUACCAAAAUAGCUUUUAAAAUAGAUAGUAAAUGAGAAAUGGAUCAUGUGUGUUCACAGUCACUAUUUAACAGAGACAGGUAACUAAUGUAGUACUGGUACUUGUACAUACCAUUUCCUUGUGGUUUGGAUAGAACGUUUGCUCAAUUAACGGGAACUUUUCCGGACCCAGAGUUUUGUAGACAGACACCAGCUGGGCAAACUGUAAAGCAAGGCAAAACAGAAUCUCAGAAGACCAAUCACAUUCUGCUGAAGGGUUCUUAUACCAUCGUCUAGCUUUUGGUCUUCUGUGUUUCAUAAACUCAGCAUAAAAUACACAAACAACAUCUAAUUUCUCUUACUUCUACACAUCUUUUUAAUCCACCGAAGCUAUGACAUCUUAUACAGAGAAAAAAAGAACAGUAUCUCUAAGAAUUAACCCUCACACCUACAUGAAAUGAAAUAAAUUGGAAUACUGAUUUUCAGACACCUCAUAUUCUGCAUAUUUUAAGCUGACUUUGUGAUGAAGUCAUUAUAAUACUGCAUUUCCUACCAUAUUCAAUCCAAAGAUCAAAUAUAUUUCACAUUAAUUUUUCUUCUGGCACUUCGGUGACACUGAAAGGCAAUUUUGCAAAAUUGGAAAGCAGAGAAAAGCAAUAACUAACUGUGUGUCAUAUACAAGUCAGAUGAAGAGGAAACAAGAGAAUUUUGAUUUCCUAGGCUCUAGCCAUGUACCUUAUCCACAUAGCCAUUCUUCCACAGUCUUCAAUCAACAGCAAUGUUGAUAAUUUAAACAGUUAUGUGUUCUAUUAACUUUUUCUCUCUGGGCCCUUCCCUCAAUGCAUAUCCACUCUACCUAUAAUGUAGACAGUAGUAAGAACACAAAAAGCCAAGCAACAUUUAAACACAAAAAUGCAAUCUUCUAUUAAAUAGAAACGUAUUUAAGGGCUGUUCUCUUUAGUGAGCAGAUCAGCUCUUUUGCUCUAACAGUUCAAAAACCGAAAGCUCUUGAAAUUACAGCUUAGCAAAUGAGGUUUCUAGGGAGCAAGAUGACUUUGGCAGUCAGAAGACCACUAUUGUUUCAAGACUCCAAAGCUCUGGCUUGUACAUGCCCAUGAUGUGUUUAGUUGUCAUUAUGCCAACAUGAGACAUAAACAAAUUAGCACAACAGUUUGAAUAGUGGGAUUUGCUGGUUACAAACAGGAAAAAAGCAAAGAACAAUACAAGUCUGUCUGUGAUGCGGUAUGAUCAAAUGCUCUGCUAAUGCAAUUGAGGGUGAAGGGAUAGUAAAAACCAUUUAAAGGGAAAAAAAUGAUGAAAGCUUUGCAUUGCAUAUCCAGCUGGCAUAAAAAAAUUUGUUUAAUUUAGUGGUGUUUACUUAGGUUUGGUAAAACACGUAUUUAAAUUUUGAAGGCCAGUGGAAAAUACCUUAACGAUGAAUAGUUUUCACCAGAAACCUAAAAAAUUCUAGUUGGAUAUGUGCUGUAGAAAAAAGACCUCAAGGAAAGGAAAUAUUAUCACAGCUACCAAAAUAAGGUGGUUUGCAAAUAGGAUUCCUGGCAACUUACUAUUUAUUCCUGUCCUUAUCCAAGAUCCAAAUUUAAAAUUUCAUGAUGAAAUACUGUCUAUUAAAUACACGAUUUUAGCCAAACCAUUAUGUUAAAAUAAAUCAUUUAGUAAUAAAUCUACUCUUAUGUAAAAUUCUUUUUUAAAAAAUUAUUUGUAGGAUUUCCUGUAAUUCUUUCCUGAUUUUUUUCCCCGUUUUUACUGAAAGAUGGUGAGAAAAAUGACACUCUUUGUGGAGAUAAUGACAUCCAUUCAAGACAUAAGAAAACUGUAUUUCAUAUCAAUGCUAACAAAUGUUUACUUACUUAAAAUAGUACUAACCACACGUAAUACACAUGUAUCACUCUGAAGUACAUAUAAUCUAGUAGUUAAGCUAUGGAAUAGCACAUAGGAAAAGUACGUUUAAAUAUCCUGAGGCAGAGAAAAUAAACAAAGUCAGAUACCCCACAGAAAUGGGGGCUGAUUUAUCCCUAUUCCCUACUGGAUCUCUGCUUCACUCACGUCUACAAUUUUAGGAAUUUCUUGUUGAACUUUAUCCCUAAGUAAGUGAUUUGAUAAACUCAACCCAAAUUCAGAUAACAGUUCUGGCAUUUUAAUUGUACAUCCAUAAACUACUGAUUGUUUUUCCUGCUUUCCUUGAAUCCUACUGGGCAACUCAUGAAAAACAAAAUUAACCAGAAUUUCAUUAAAACAGAAUAGCAAUUAGAUGUGAUCUAGACUACAUUUUCUAUAUUUUCCUUUUGAGCAGUUAAACCAAAA
This is a messenger RNA of Meleagris gallopavo (turkey), 8397 nucleotides long. RefSeq names its product TIMP metallopeptidase inhibitor 4 (gene TIMP4). The record is from RefSeq and is a predicted model, not a curated record. Gene Ontology annotation, cellular component: extracellular matrix. NCBI's taxonomy places the organism in Eukaryota, Metazoa, Chordata, Aves, Galliformes, Phasianidae. Gene Ontology annotation, biological process: response to cytokine; negative regulation of membrane protein ectodomain proteolysis; response to hormone. Gene Ontology annotation, molecular function: metalloendopeptidase inhibitor activity; protease binding.